This is a messenger RNA of Oncorhynchus keta (chum salmon), 1509 nucleotides long. RefSeq names its product CCN family member 1-like. Gene Ontology annotation, molecular function: protein binding. The record is from RefSeq and is a predicted model, not a curated record. Gene Ontology annotation, biological process: signal transduction. Gene Ontology annotation, cellular component: extracellular region. Bases 297 to 1418 code for a protein of 373 amino acids. The transcript has 5 exons. Lineage: Eukaryota; Metazoa; Chordata; Actinopteri; Salmoniformes; Salmonidae.
CGACGCAUGGGCAGAGUUUCUGCGGAGCUCACGAGUUGGUAUAAAGUAGAUCAGGAUACUCUCUCUGUUGAAUGAUUUUUUUUUAGAGUGCUGUGACGAUCUCGAGGAAGGGAUAAAAAGAACCGUUCUCUACACUUCAACUACUUCUUUUCAUCUAACGCAACUGUGCGAUUGUAGUCUAUUCUUGAAAGAGGUUUUAAAAGUUCAGCACUCUCUUAAAGCGGACUAAUAACAAGAUCAGAGCUUGUUUUUUGUGUUGACAACUGUCUAACGUUUCAUUGGAAUUUUCAAUAAUUAUGGCAAAACGUAUCAUCUUUGUUUUCUUGACAAUGGCAGUCACCAGUCGGGUGGGUGCCAGCUGCCCGGCGGUGUGUGAGUGUCCAGCCAUGCCCCUCUCGUGCCUCCCCGGGGUGAGUGCGGUGGCCGACGGCUGCGGGUGCUGCAAGGUGUGUGCCUCCCAGCUGAACCAGGACUGCAGCCCCACGAUGCCCUGCGACCACCACAAGGGACUGGAGUGCAACUACGGCAAUGACGUGACCCUGGCCCAGGGCAUCUGCAGGGCGAGAAAGGAGGGUCGUACGUGUGAGUACAACGGGAGGAUCUACCAGAACGGCGAGAAUUUCCGUGCCGGCUGUAAACACCAGUGUACCUGCAUCGACGGCGUCGUAGGCUGUUCCCUGCUCUGUGCCAACCGUCUGCCCCCCGCCACCCCCUCCUGCCCCUACCCCCGGCUGGUCAGGGUGCCAGGGCAGUGCUGCUUCACCGUGGACUGCCACAAGGGUACCUGGCGCCUUCCCCCCACCAAGCAACAUCGCCAACCAACACAACCCAAACCUCAGCCAGACCAGUACCAGCCGGAUAACACACUGGGCAAUGAGCUGGUGGAGAGAGGCAAGGGCUGGGAAAAUGAACAAGGCUACAAGCACCUGCCUGUAUGGAAGCAUUCGUUGGAGAAGUGUGUUGUCCAGACAACGGACUGGUCCCAGUGCUCACGAAGCUGUGGGAUGGGAGUGUCCUCACGCAUCACCAACGACAACGCCCAGUGUAAGCUGGAUAGAGAGACGCGCCUCUGCACCAUCCGGCCCUGCGGUGAUGUAGCCAUCCCGCCCAAGAAGGGCAAGAAGUGCUCCCCGACUCCAAAAGCCUCAGAACCCAUGCGUCUGUCGUAUGGCGAGUGUCAGAGUGUCCGCCUCUACCGGCCCAAUUACUGCGGCGCCUGUACGGAUGGCCGCUGCUGCUCGCCGCGUCGUACGCGCACCGUUCCUGUGACUUUUGUGUGCCCGGAUGGUGAGCGUUUCCAGAGAGACACCAUGUUCAUCCAGUCGUGCAAGUGUAGCAAGGAAUGCGGCCAUCUCAACGAAGUGGCCUUGCCACCACAGCACUGGAUGUAUGGAGACACACAUACGUUCAUUGACUAGCUUGAUCGUGUUGGAACAGAAUCCUCAAACUUGACUGAGAACAUUGACAAGGGAAGGGUGACAUUUUUUAAAUAAAUACCAUGGGCCUUGA